AUGACCAUGCUCACAGUCAAGCAGCCAACACACUACGGCUACAAGUCCGUCCAUGACCUACCAACUCCGCCUUCAACAUCCCGACCUUCGCCUCCUCUGUCUUACCAAGACCAUCCUUCUCAUAAGCUGCUGCCGUCCAUCCCCCGCAGUCACAGUCCACCUGGUCAGCCCAUGUCCGCGCAUCACCGUGGCCUGCCCCCGCCGGCAGCUAUGACUCUACCGCCUCAGCCAUCUCAUCCAACCCAGGCUCCUCCUCCACCUCCUCCCGCGCCUCAGCCCAUCAGUCAGCCGCCUUCCGCCCACAGCCAUGUUAUGGGUCAGCUGCCGGGCCCCCCACCUCAGUGGCAGGGCGCCGAAGAUUCCAUGAGAAGUUGGUUGGCCGCAAAGACUGAGGAAGAGCGCAGAAGGCAGGAGGAAGAGAAGACGAGGCAGGAAUCUCUGCGCCUCGAGCAACGACGAAUAGAGGCUGACAUGUUGAGAACAUCAUUGACCGGCGGAAUCCCGCCCCCAAUCGUGCCGCUUGUCUUUGCCGGUAUGGGCGGUGGUGUCUUGCCUCCAGCAGCUUUGGAAUGGGCGCAGCAGUUCCUCAACCCUCACGGUCAAGGUCAACACCCGCAGUUGCUUUCUUCCCAGGGCCCUCUGUCUCCUGAUCAUCGUCGUGAUUCUCAGUCGCAUUCUUACGGGCAGUAUCCCGGCAUUCCCUCGACACCGAGCUCGGCCCCUGGCCCUCAUGGCUUUACAGGAUACCCAUCUUCUCCGGGAACACGGGGUAGGGCAACAACUUUGUCUUCGACAGGCUCAGUAUCUCGGCCACUCGGAUCAUCGAACCUGCCUAGCUUGAAUACGAAUGUACCCCAGUCUGCUGCACAAGGCGCCUCAACUUUGCAGAGCCACCAAUCCCAUUCGACUGCGCAGUCUGCAUCUACACAGCAGGAGGCUCAACCUAGCCCGUCCAUUUACUUCCAUCAUUGGCAUCCGCCAACGUCCCAAGCCGGAGGUGGCUCCACCCAGCCUGCGACCCCCUCCGGGGAGUCUCCUAGGAACAAGCGCAAGGCUACCGGCCCGCAGCUAGCCGCUCCACCCCCUAGUCAGCAACGACUGAGGUCGCCUCCCUUUCAUAGUGGAUCAACCCUCGGAAAUCCUCCACCGGGACGACGAGGGCAUUCGCGACAACGAAGCGAUCUUUCAUCAUACCGGCCGGCGGGUCGAGGUCGGGGAGAGAGUUUUGGGACGCCUCGAGGCGUGUCUCCGCAAAUCAGCAGCUCCGGUACUGGGCCGGAUCAUGGUUGUGGCGAUGCGACAUCUAGCCAACAACAAGCGGCAAGAAGUGUUGGCGGACAUUCCGUCUCAUCCUUGCUCUCUGAAGAACCAUGA
Messenger RNA from Colletotrichum truncatum, 1374 nucleotides. RefSeq lists its product as uncharacterized. Lineage: Eukaryota; Fungi; Ascomycota; Sordariomycetes; Glomerellales; Glomerellaceae. The record is from RefSeq and is a predicted model, not a curated record.